Molecule: messenger RNA, 1798 nt
Organism: Drosophila navojoa
Lineage: Eukaryota; Metazoa; Arthropoda; Insecta; Diptera; Drosophilidae
Source: RefSeq, a predicted model, not a curated record
ACAGACGACAAAAAAUUGACAAGCUGAUUGUCCUGCGUAGUGAUUUAUUUCUAUUUAUUAAAAUUUCAUCAAAAUGCAGAAUCAUGGCAGAGGAGAAGAACACUUUCAGUUUAUGGAACGCACAGACCGCAAGAGUCUACACACGCAAAUUGGUCUGCUAGUGGCCAAGGCACAACAGACGGCGCAGGAGGAGCUGCAGGAGCGCAGCCAGCGCUUGAAGAAUAUGCUCGACAAUGAGGACAAGCAGUACGAGCAGGAGUUUGCCAGCAAGGUGAAGAACCGCCUGGACGACGAGAUACGCAACCGUCAGGAGCGACUGAACGAGAUCAAGGCGGCACGGGACAAACGCCACAAGGAGUUCUGCGAUGCGAAGCGUAUGCAGCAGGUGAUGCUGAACUGCUACGAGCUGCGCGAGGCACUGCGCCAGAAGGAUCGCGAGGACACCAGAAUCUGCCUGGAGGAGCAGAUGCAGGAGAAUCUGCGCAUGAAGCGCCGCGAAUGCGAGAGGGAGAACUAUUGGCUGCAACUCGAGAAACGGCGCUGGGAGGAGUACGAUCGUGUAGAAGAGUAUGAGAGACGCACGCGUGAGCAGCUGAAAAGCCAGAUAACGAAGGUGCUGGAGGUACAACUGGAGGAGCAUGAGGAAAAACGGCAGAAGGAGCUCGCAGAGAAACGCCAGGACACCAUCAAUGCGGACAAGCUGAUUGAGGAGCUGCGCCUGGAGGAAUUCGACUACAAGCACCGAGAAUUGGACAAAAGCAAGGAGAAGUAUCGCAACGAGCUGCUUGAGGAAAUUCGACGCCGCAAAUGCGAAAAGAUCGCUCAAUGGGAGGCCGACAAGGCCGAGCACGAGGAGUUCAUACGCGAGACGCAGCGCCUCGAGGCAGAGGCCAAGGAGCGCAUCUGUCGCACGAAGCGCGAAUUGGCGCGCGCCACUCACGAAUACAUUGCAUAUGUGCGACGCAUGCGCAACCUCGAGCUGGGCAUUGAGAAGAUGAUGAACGAUCGCACUGACGACCUCUUCCACGUGGACUAUUGCUGCAAGAACAACGUUGCGGAGCGCACACGCGCCAAGCGCGAGGAGGCCGCGCGCUGCCACGCGUAUCUCAAGAAGCAGAUCUGCGAGGAAAUUGAGCGCAAAAUGCGCCUGGAAGCUGAGGUGCAUGAGAAUAAAAUGCCCGAAAAUCGAUUCGUCCAUCCACCCGUCACAAGGACCAUGAUACGAUGCCAGCAGCGACAGAGGUGCCUGGAUCUAAAUGCCCAAAUCAUCGAGAUGAAGCGUAUUCAGGCCGAGGAGGAGCGCGCCUUUGAGCAGAAACUACUGAAAGCCGUCGACGAUCCCGAGGUGUGCAUCCAGCUAGCCGCACAGUUCAUGCAAGAACCCACCGACUACCUGCCCGCGCAUCCCAAUUGGAAAAUACACGCCUGUCCCAAAAACAAAUACGUUGCCAAGCCGCCCAUGAGUCAGCAGCAAUUCGACGAGCUGAUUGCAAAGAAGGGCAUCGACAGCUGCCCCUUCCCAAAGGCCGCCCGCAACGAUUGCGGCCUGAUGGCUCAGGUGUGUGACCAUGCAACGCCAGCAGCCAAGAAACCCGAAACAGGCGCCGAAGCCGAAGCAGGAGGUGGAGACAGCCAGCCGAAGGCUCAGAAAGAUGCAUUCAAGAGCUGCAAAUGUGAUGUUAAAUGAGACAUGCCAUGAACAAAUUUCGUUUUCGUGCCAGUUCAGAUAAAUACCACAAGUUGAGUGUUCAGUGUUUAGUUCAACAGAGAAUCCCAAUAAAUUAAGCUGUGCCAAGUU